AUGGCACGCUCUCUAAUGUCCUGGUGGAAGGACGACCUUGCCCGAAAUACCUAUGUCUACACCAAUUUCCUCAUCGGCAUACCCUUCUACUUGUUCGGAACCUAUAGUGUUUACCAGAUUCAAGUCACGGGGUUCAUGAUUGGUACUGAUGGUCAAGGGGGACCAUGUAUGGAAUACUGCAUCGUGCCGUUUGGCAAUGGUCAACUUGAUCUGAAUUCUGUCUUACUAUACAUGAACGCAAUGACAUUUGGUAUCGGAGGCUUCGUCGUCAUUUUCAUCGUUGCCUACGCAGAUUACUGGAGGAGGAAGACACUCCUGACCACCGCCAUGAUGGUCCUCUAUGGGAUCUUUGUGACCCCCGCUUACUGGCUGAAGAAUUACACAAAAACCGAUUUCAACUCGCUGAUCGCCCUGUGGGUGAUGUUUGGGCUUCUCACAUUCAUCUUCAUGGCCCUCCUCAAUAUCUACAUCCCUCAUUGUAUGCGAAUUGUUGAAGAGAACGCAGAUCCAAGCGAGCAGCGUGUUGAGGAUACCAAUCAGAUCACCAGUGAAACCAAGGGCCAAAAAUAUGGAUUCGUCAUGUCAAUCUUUGGGCAGGUAGCCAGUUCUGUCUCGGGGGUCUUGAUGCUCAUCAUCGUCAUCAUUCUCACCGUCACACUGCCGACCGAAUCGGGUCAGAAUGCAGGCCUCAUUGUCACGACUGUUUCAGGCUUCGUCACCAUAGUGGGCUCCGUGGUCUGUUACUAUGGAUUGCCUGAGCUUCCGACCAAGACGUUGCCACCUGGCCAUAGCUGGAAAUGGGUGUUGUUGGAGCUAAUCUUACCCUUCAGAGAUCUCUUGCUUCGCAGGAAAAACAUGUUGUUUCUCCUCGUGGGUUACACCGUAUAUACCGACUCUCUGUUUGCCCUGAGCUCAGUCACUGGACAACUCUUCUAUGUUGAGAUCAAGCCGAGUACAUUGGAAUACUCUCUCUACUCCAUUGCCGGGCCCAUAAUGCUUGGAGUAUGUACCAUUGUGUUCUACUACUUGCAACGUUGGGCUAGGUGGAAUCUGGAGAAAUGUUUGAUCGCAGGCUAUUUCCUGAUUCUGAUAGUCCCCAUUUGGGGGUGUAUCGGUCUUUCAAGUGUCGAUUUUGGUCUCAAGAAUCGCUGGGAGUUCUAUGUUGCACUUCUUGUCAACUUCAUCUCUCAAGCCCUCGCCAACUCGACAUGGAGGAUUUUGUACGCAGAACUGGUGCCAAAGGGAGAAGAAAUGACCUGGUUCGGGCUCCAAAUUGUCCUGAGUUGUUCCACGACCUGGAUAUCCUACGUUGCGAACGGACCGUUGCAGAACGCAACACACCAGUUACGUUUCCCAUUAGUACUGUGCCUGAUCUUUUUGUUGGUACCAGUGGUCCUCGAGUGUUUUCGAGCCACCUUGCCAGUGUUCAAGAAGGAUAAAGCGCGAUGGCAGGCAGAGGAUAAGUUUGUCGGCGGAACUGCUUCACCAGUGGCAGAAACGCCUGCAAAGGGAUUCAGAGACACGGUCUCCCAAGCCUCCUAUUAG
This is a messenger RNA of Exophiala bonariae, 1545 nucleotides long. RefSeq lists its product as uncharacterized. Gene Ontology annotation, biological process: amino acid transmembrane export from vacuole. The transcript is spliced from 3 exons. The record is from RefSeq and is a predicted model, not a curated record. NCBI's taxonomy places the organism in Eukaryota, Fungi, Ascomycota, Eurotiomycetes, Chaetothyriales, Herpotrichiellaceae. The coding region runs from base 1 to 1545 and encodes 514 amino acids.